ACCACCUAACAUGGUGUAUUCGACAAGUUUAAAAAUUAUCAGCUACUUUUUUCAUGAACUAUUUAUCUUCCAGAUUGAUUCCUCAUUUUCUCGACAAUUUAGUUCCGUGGGUCAUCUACCUGUCGUAUACAAAUGUCUUUGGAUGUACUUUUAAAAUGUGAUUUUUCCGAGGCUGAAUUUCCUUCUGAUUGGAUACGAAAGGCCCUGUUUUCAAUUCCAUCUAACCUCCGUAUUGUUGUCAUCGGGAUUCAGACUAGGAUGCUUGUUUUUGGAGGCAAUGAUGUAAUAUGUUUAGUCAUUUGCUGUAGGAUUAUCUCGGAAUCCGGACAAGUAUAUCCUACUUUGUGAACUGAAAUUUCAAAGUUGCAUCAAAGCAAUUAGUUGUUUGUAUUUUCCUUCGUAAGAAAAUUUUCUAGUUGGGACCAGAGAUUUAAUUUUAGAGAUGGUGAUAUCCCUAUGUGGAAUGUUUAUGUCGUUGGACUUGAGAAUGGUGAACUGUUAUUUAUACAUGAGAAUAAUGAAAUUCUUUUGUGUAUCAAAACUGGAUGUGAUUCUGUCAGGUCGAUUCAUUUGACUUCAUAUGGUGAAAAUUUAUGUGUUUUACAUAAAACAACAAUUGUUUGCUUUGAUCUUGACGACUUGAAAGAUGUUUUAUCAAAUAGCAACACUUAUUUGUCACAUCGUUCUCUUGGGUCUAACGGAAAUUCCACGUUCCAGUACACAAUGACAAUUCGUUAUCGAUUGUUGACAAUUCCAACUGAUGGCGAAAAUAAAUAUUGUUCUUGUUUGUCCAAAUAUAAAAUGGGGAUUUUCGACUCAUUUGUUCGGAGGUUCGCCUUUGAGUCGCGCUUGCAUGACGAACAGACGUGUGUCUCACCUAUUCAAACUAGGUGGAUAACAGCUGGCUCUAAUCCAUUCAUCAGUUUCAGUUUUUUGAAUGAGAAUCCAAAUCCCGAAGUCUCUCAUUUUGCAUCUUUUGUCUAUCAAGAGGCUAAACGUGCCAUGUUCGGUGUUAAAAGAUAUUCUAAUAAUGAUUCAGGAUCAUUGGCUGUAACAUGGUCACAACAGAAAGAUAACUUAAUGUAUCCCACCGUUAUAUGUAAUGCCUUUUCAAAAGAUCCUUUGAGUUUGUCUCAUGGAUUGGCUGACAGCCGUCGCCAUAUAUUAUCUUCGGGUGUUGCUAUUUCACCUGACCAUCAUUGGUUAGCGGCUCCAGAUAGCCUCGGACGAGUUCUUCUUGUAGAUGCUUAUAAGGAGCGUGUCGUACGUAUGUGGAAAGGUUACAGAGAUGCUGAGGUUGCUUUUCUUGAAGUAUCUGACUAUGAAGCUCCAUACAUUGGCUACUGUAACUGGUCAAAUAAUCCAAUUAGAAAGACGCUUUGUUUAUUAAUUCAUGCGCCGCAUCUUCAUUCAUUGGAACUUUGGUGUUUGAUUCAUGGACCACGUAUUGUUUCAUGGGAUGUUGUAGAACCAGUUCGGCUUAUUCAAACCGAGUGUCAAAAUUACACGGAUAUUCCUAAAUCAAAUAAAUUAAGUUUAAAUAACAAUCAAGUGGUUUUACUCGAUUCCUCUGGAUCUAUUUAUACGAUUGGCUUGAAUCCAGGUCUGUGUUUAUCAGAUACUAAUACAGCAGCAGCUGUGGACUAUCAAGACUAUAAAGUUCUUCAGAAGCUCUAUAAAGCCGUGGAACAAUUUAGCAAUAACUUAACAUCAGAUAUGUACUGUUCUGAUGUAGCUGGUCUGUUGGUCCAAUUCCGGACAACCCAGUGGCUUGAAAGAGCACUUAACUAUUUACUCAAUUAUCCAGAUCUUAGUCCUCAAAUAAUUUUAAACGUUGUCACUCUGUACAUACAAUUACUGAAAAAAAAUGAUAAUACUAAUAACGAGGUGAAUAACGUCAACGUUAAGAUUUGUUUGAAUGUUAAAGAGUUGGUCAAUCUCUACCUUAAGUUUUAUUCAUUAUAUGAUGAUACUAACAAAGUCAAGAAGAACUGGGAAUUCACCAAAACCCCACACAGUACAUGUGUUCAGUUUGUAGCUGAUUUGCUGUGUUGUGACUUGGAAGAUGCUGAACACUGCUUACAAUUGUAUGCUAUUUGUGGUUCGAUUCUACACAAUGAUUCCAGUUCUGUUAGUAAACCACUUUCUAUACAAAAUUUUCUCAAUUCAUUCCAAUAUACACUCAUUUCAAAUAAUGAAAUCGAAAAUGCAUCGCUAGAUUCAUCAGAACAUAAUAUUCAGUGUGUGAAACGAUUUCGUCUACCAGGAAUUCGUUCAGAUAAUUGUCGUGAAAUAUUGACAGUUCUUGGAUCAUUUAUUUUUAGACAUUAUAUUAAUGGAGUACAAAAUUUCACUUCUUUCCAAUCAACUAUUGAAUUGUUCGAUUUGGAUCCAAAACUGCUUUUGUUGGCUUUCACUUUAUUCAUGUUAAAUGAAGAUAACUAUGUGAAUUUGCCAAUUUUAAUUGAUCGAAUACAUCGUAUGUAUUGUUAUAUAAUAUAUCGAAUUCUAAUGGAAUUAUUAUCAUUGUCAUCAGAAGAAGAAGAAGAAAUAAGCGAAGAUACAGAUGAAAGAGGCGAAGAAAAUGAAACACAAGAGAACAAGUACAGAAAUGAAAAUUUUAAAGAUGAAAUAAAUCUUCAUAAUUUUCUUGAUAUCGAGUAUACAACAACAAAACAGUCUUGUUCACUGUUAUUCAAGUUAAUUUUUAAACAAAUAUACAAUUAUUGUUUGGAUAGUUAUCAUUUAUCAUCUGCUUAUUUAAUUGCAUUAGUAAUACGUUGUAUACUCUUGCAAAUAUGGCAAACAUUUGAAUCGGAGGAAGAUAUUUUAAGAGUUUUAUAUAAUUACACACAACGCUCAGAAUUCGCAGUACACAGUUCUUCAGAAAACAUGAGUGAAAUUGGUACUGAUUUUUCUAAUCAAAAACUUCAUUUAAAUGAAAAUGCAGUUGAUAGUCAAUCUCCUUCGUUAAAAAUGUCAUCUAAAUCGUUCGGCUAUUUGACAUCGAAUUUACAACAUCUUGUUGAUAAAUGGCAUCAGACAUGCGCUCAACUUGAAGAUAUUUUAACUGUUGAACUGAUCAUAUUAAGUUCAAAGAAUCUGAAGACAGAUCCUGAUUUUCCUGCAUUUGAUUCUACUUUGAGAUAUUUUUUAACUAAUGGUCGUUCCUGUUUAACUAAUAGAUUUGCAUACUGGAUUGUAAAGAACACUUUAACACCUGAACAAGUUUUAAGUUUCUAUCAAGGAAUUUGUGCAAAACAAUUGACAGUUGAAAAUGAAAAUACAAAAGAUUUAAUCACUUCGGAUCUGAUACAUAUUAGACAAGUUAUUUUUUCAUUGGCCUAUAAACGUCUUCCUUUCACAUUGGAAUUAGAUACUGUUCUAUCAACAGCUUGUUGGAUUCAUUUUCAAAGUUGGCGUAACAGACCAAAACGUAUAAAUCAUCUAAUCUCUUGUAUUGAAUUUAUGAGUCGAUUUAGUUCAGCUGGAACAAUGAUUGCUCAGGGCUUAGGAACAAAAAUGUGGAAUGAAGCUCUCAUAGAUUGCAUCAAACCAAUUCUGGCCUUUUUAAGAGGUGACAAAGAAUUUGACAAAUAUCGUGAUUAUUUUCCGCAUCUAUUGGAUUUAGCCGUAUGCUUAAUUGAUUUCUUUCGAAUAUAUUCUAAUGCUUGUCAACGUGCUGAAGUGGUACCAGUCUUUUCAGUCGAAAGUGAAUGGAGUGAUAUAGAUACUUGUAGUAGUAGUAGUAGUAAUCAUAAUAAUAAUAAUAAAUCUUUUCCAUCCGAUGAUAAAUUGUUUCUGAAUUCAGUUGAUUUGGAUGCUGACUCACCUAUGUUUGACAAUAAUACCAAGAAGAAAGAUGUAUUUACGAAAGUAUCACUGAAUGCCGUACAUCUAAAUUUUUCCGUUCACGAUGCUGUGAAUCAAUCUGUUCCUAAUAUACUUUCAAUAAUUUCAUGGGAACAACUUGUUAUUGUUGCUUCAGCUUUGAUCACGUUUGGUCGACCUGAAAAAUUUGACAAAUUGUCUAGUCAACAAACAGCUGAUCCAAGAUAUUAUUCACCUAUUGACUUCUUCCCAUCACAAGACUUACACAUCAUACUGUCACCAGAUAAUCCAAAUUGGAUUAGCAUAGGUAUUGAAAACAAUGUUGAUGAUGGUUUAGUCAUAAGACGGCGUUUUUUCCUCUCUUGGUUAAUUGAAAAAUGUGUUGCUCGUCUUGCAUUAUUACCUACUUCACAAUGUUCUCCUACAUCAUCAUCAUCAUCAUCAGCAUCCAGAUUAGAUGAAGACAUAAUCAUCAAUCCAGUCAAUCACCAAUUUGAUAGCAUUUUCGGAGCUGUAGAUAUUUAUCGUCGAUUUAGUUCGGCUGCUUAUACUUUAGCUAACCAUUGGGGUUUUCCAAAAGACACAGUAGUUAUACAACAUGUAAUCUCGUUAUUCGAAGCGAAUCUUGACGAUCAAGCUCAACUUUUUUUAUCAAAAGUUCAAGACUGUAGCAAUUUAGCUGUUCGAUUGUUAUUCAUUGUUGGACGCCGUGUAGCAUAUCGAUGUUAUAGUUCUGGCUAUAAUACAAAACAACAAUUACGUUUACGAGUAUUCAUCCCAUUAACAAUUGAAUCAUGGCUUCGUGGUCUACUACCACCGAUUUCUAGUUUGUCUGGUAAUCUACAACAUACUGGUAAUGAUUCGCAAUCCAAAACAUCUACAACCAAUAUGAAAACAUUAACAUUUCUUAUUGACUAUGUGAUACAACAUCUACCACAACAUGCAAGUCAAUUGCCUAUAGCUGAAGAACUACGUAGUAUUAUUCAAGCUAUUGUACAAUUAGAUUUGGAAUAAUAAUAUUCUCCUUCUUUUUUUCUUCUCUUUUAAUCACUUAUGUGUAAGGAAUCUCUUCAGCAACAAAUAUUUUAUUUUAUUAUCCUAUUGAUUAAAUGAUCCUUUAUUGUUUGGUGUUAUCAAAGAAAACAUAAUUGGAUGUGUGAGAUACAUAAUUUCUUUUCUGAUUUGAUAAUUCCAAUUGGGUACAAUAAACACAGAUUCUCUGUUCAUAUACUUAUCAAGUAAAUACUGUCGACUAAGCAUAAUAGACUACAGUUAAUAUCGUCCAACUCUCUUGUAUAUUUUAUGCAAUCUAUUUAACCAAAUACCAUCAUCAAGUAACAAAAAGACGUAAAAAUGUAACAGAGGAAUGUAUUUGUUUGAAAGUUCAAGGUGUUUUCUCUUGUUUAUAA
Molecule: messenger RNA, 5240 nt
Organism: Schistosoma turkestanicum
Lineage: Eukaryota; Metazoa; Platyhelminthes; Trematoda; Strigeidida; Schistosomatidae
Source: the annotation of a GenBank genome assembly